AUGGCUACCCCUAGUGUCCUCACUUUUGACGCUGAGGGUCGGGCCAUUGACUUUGAGGUCUGGGUAGACGACCUGCAGCUGUUCUUACAGUGCGAUAGGGCAGACGGCCUCUCUCUCUUUGACCUUACCUCUGGCGCCUCCCCUGCCCCUGCUGCUGAUGCUGACGCCACUGUUCGCUCCCAGUGGGCCACGCGCGACACUGCUGCACGUCUUGCUGUGCGUCGCCACCUCCCUACCUCCAAGCGUGCGCACUUUAGUCAGGGUGUUCCCCCUCCCCCCUGCUGCCCUCUGUUGCCUCUGCUGCUACGGCCGACCUCCUUGGUCUUGAGUCGGUCGGUGUGGCGUCUGCCCCUAGCGGGAGACGCCGCCCUGACAAGGGCAAGGGGGGCAAGGGAGCUAGAGGAGCGGGCGGUGGAGGUGGAGGUGGAGGCGGUGGGGGUAGUGGGGGUGACGGUGGGAGUGGAGGUGCGGGUGGGGGGGUCAAGGGCGGCACUGGAGGCGGAGGCGGCGGCGGCGGUGGCGGUGGGAGCGGAGGUGGCGGAGGAGGCGGUGGAGGAGGUGGUGGUGGAGGCGGCGGUGGAGGCGGCGGCAGUAGCGGAGGCGGCGGAGGCGGUGGGGGUGGCGGUGGAGCUGGUCGUGGGCCUUUGCAGAGGAGUGGCUCCGGUAGUGGCGCGCGCCAAGAGCAGCACCGCGGUCGUGAGACCCUGUCCCCUCAGCAGCUCCGUGAGUGUUACACUGCACGCCAGCGGGGUGGGGGUUUUGGUCCGUGCACCUACGUCUUGCGCACCGCCGACUGUGCGGUUCCCGGAGGCCUCAGAGAUUCCUCGCUGGGGCGAGCUGUCUAGGGCGGGUGUUGCCAUCUUUGAUCUUGACUUUGAUGCUAUUCUCUCUGCCAUGUAUGCUGUGUCUCAUAGUGAUGAGGGUGACUGCUACCGCUAUUUCCCGCCCGAUCCGGGCAUUGAGGCUGCUGCCCUAGGUGCUUACGACGCUGCUGCUCUAGGUGCUAGUGUGUCUGCAUCCUCAGGUACUGGAGAGUCUGCGCUCUCAGAUACUACGUCGGCUUUGGCCUCCCUCACCUUCACUCUUGACUCUGGGGCGUUUCGCUCCUUCUUUCGGGACCGCACCACACUCACGCCGCUUAGUCGACCGGUUGCGGUGUCUCUAGCUGACCCCUUCUGGGGGUCCUGUACUGUCUCGCUUCUCCACAGUCCUCCCGUGUUUGCGGCUCCCUCUGGCACCCUGUCUGGUCUCUACCUCCCCUCGUUCUCGACGAACCUGGUGAGUGGUGCUGACCUACAGGAUGGGGGAGUACACCAGUUCACUCCUGCGCGUCAGCGGGUGACGCAUUGUACAGAGGCUAGCACAGGCCGGCACCUGGCUACGUUUACCCGUCAGCCGGGGUCGAGCCUGUACACACUGACCACUGCGUCUCCUCCUGAUACCGAGUCUGGUAGAGUCGCUUCGUCCGUUCAGGUGUUUGCUGCAGCGUCUAGGUCUGGUCAUGAGUCUGCCCCCUGUUCGUGUCGUCUCUUGUCUCAUGAGACUCUCCUUUGGCACCACCGUCUUGGUCACCCCUCUCUGCUUCGGCUCAAAGGCAUGGCCUCCCGUCUUCUCGUGUCUGGUCUCCCCCAGUCCCUCCCUCCCCUUCCUCAGGGCCCUGGCCCUGCCUGUGUCCCCUGUGUCGAGGGGCGCCAGCGAGCUGCCCCUCACUCCUCCCAGUUUCCUCCGACAGAGGCCCCGUUGGAGACGCUUCACAUGGACGUGUGGGGCCCGGCCCGCGUCCGUGGACAGGGUCACGAGCACUACUUCCUGCUCGUUGUUGACGACUACUCGCGUUACACCACGGUCUUCCCCUUGCGCAGCAAGGGUGAUGUCACUGAGGUGUUGAUCGACUGGAUCCACGCAGCUCGUCUCCAGCUCAGGCGGAGCUUCGGCUCGGACUUUCCUGUUCUGCGUCUGCACUCUGACAGAGGCGGAGAGUUCUCCUCUGGCCUUCUGCGAGCCUACUUUCGUGCACGAGGCAUCCGCCAGACCUUCACGCUUCCGGACUCUCCGCAGCAAAAUGGGAUUGCUGAGCGCCGCAUUGGCAUGGUCAUGGACGUCGCCCGUACGUCCAUGAUGCAUGCGGCUGCCCCCCAUUUUCUGUGGCCGUUUGCGGUCAGGUACGCGGCGCAUCAGAUCAACCUCCACCCCAGGGUCUCCAGACCGGAGACCUCCCCAGCAUUACUGUGGACGGGGAAGGUUGGCGAUGCGUCGGCGUUCUGGGUCUGGGGAUCUCGGGCGUUUGUCCGCGACUUGUCUGCGGACAAGCUGUCCUCUCGUGCUGCUCCUUGCGUCUUCCUGGGGUUCCCCCCUGACGCGCCUGGGUGGCAGUUCUACCUCCCCACCUCUCGACGUGUUCUGUCCUCCCAGGACAUCACGUUUGACGAGUCGGUCCCCUACUACCGCCUCUUCCCCUACCGCACUCCGUCCCUCCCCCCACCCCCGCUCUUCCUUGUACCAGGUCCCCCCCAGGUAGACUCCCUCCCCACUCAAGAUCCUGCCCCUUUAGGUGUGUCCUAG
Closterium sp. NIES-65 is the source of this 2562-nucleotide messenger RNA. Lineage: Eukaryota; Viridiplantae; Streptophyta; Zygnematophyceae; Desmidiales; Closteriaceae. The record is from the annotation of a GenBank genome assembly.